AUGACCACAGAAAUACGUCCUUCACCGGAAUCAACUGUGGCCGACUUAGAGCAAGCACGCGAUGAACAUGCGGGAAAUCGAGGCGGGAAUGUUGCUGAUGUCGACUACUCGGUCUUCACUGUUAGCCAAAGACGAUAUAUCGUCUUCAUGGCAUCGUGGGCUGGGUUCUUCUCGCCGGUUUCGUCACAGAUCUAUUUCCCGGCCUUGAAUACACUGGCUAAAGACCUUCAUGUGUCAAAUUCAUUGAUUAACUUGACCUUGACUAGUUACAUGAUUUUCCAAGGUCUGUCGCCCAUGUUCAUUGGCGACUUUGCGGAUAAAGCUGGGAGACGACCGGCUUAUAUCGUGUGUUUCACGAUUUAUAUCGCUGCGAAUAUUGGCCUGGCCCUGCAGAACAACUAUGCAGCACUUUUCGUUCUCCGAUGCCUGCAAAGUGCAGGAAGCAGCACCACCAUUGCGCUCUCGUCGGGUGUGGUCUCAGACGUGGCAACUGCAUCUCAGCGUGGUUCAUACAUGGGCCUUGUCACGGCGGGUUCUCUCAUGGGCCCUUCUCUGGGCCCGGUCAUCGGAGGCCUGCUCGCUCAGUACCUUGGUUGGAGGGCAAUUUUCUGGUUCCUGGUCAUCUUCUCCGGGGCAUUCAUGGUUCCGUUCCUGAUCUUCUUCCCUGAAACUGCCCGCGGCGUCGUUGGAGAUGGAUCCUUGCCGCCUCAAAAAUGGAACAUGUCUUUGAUGAGCUAUUUGAAGUUCCGCAAAGCCCGCGAAGGUGUCGAGUCGCCAGCCAACUCAACAAAGCAGAAGCUCCGGUUUCCAAACCCGUUCCAGACACUUGCCAUCGUGUUCCAGAAGGAUACCAGCAUCAUCCUGUUCUGCAACGCAAUCCUCUUCGCCGGUUUCUACGAUGUCAGCGCGACCAUUCCCUCGAUCUUCAACGAACUUUACGGCCUGGACGAUUUACAGAUUGGCCUGUGCUAUAUCCCCUUUGGACUCGGUGCCAGCCUCGCUUCUAUUCUGAACGGAAAAUUCCUCGAUUACAACUAUCGCCGAAUUGCAAAGAGCAUGAACUUCCCGUUGGUUAAGAACCGUCACACAGACCUUCGGUACUUCCCAAUCGAGAAGGCCCGUCUUCAGAUCGCCUUUCCGAUGUUAUCUAUCGGAAGUCUAAGCAUCCUCGCAUUCGGUUGGUGUUUGAACUACGGCGUUCAUCUCGCCGCGCCCACUACCAUUUUGUUCGUCAUGGGUCUUUCCCUCACGGGAGCCUUCAACACAGUUAGCACUCUGCUGGUAGACUUUUACCCGAUGCAGGCAGCCAAAGCUACAGCCGCCAACAAUUUCGUCCGCUGUUUGCUCGGAGCUGGCGCAACGGCCCUUAUCGACCCUAUGCUCUCGGCCAUGGGCCGUGGAUGGUGUUUCACCUUUAUUUCUCUGGUUAUGCUCGCUACCUCUCCACUGCUUUUGUUCGAGAUGCAUAUGGGACCUAAAUGGCGUGAAGAGCGCCAGUUGAAGGAAGAAGCGAAGAAGCUUGGGAAUGCUUCACAUUCUGUAAACGCAAUCCAGAACGAGAAGUCUACCACAGAGGCUUGA
This is a messenger RNA of Penicillium cinerascens, 1581 nucleotides long. RefSeq names its product MFS transporter. The record is from RefSeq and is a predicted model, not a curated record. Lineage: Eukaryota; Fungi; Ascomycota; Eurotiomycetes; Eurotiales; Aspergillaceae. Gene Ontology annotation, molecular function: transmembrane transporter activity. The transcript has 2 exons. Gene Ontology annotation, biological process: transmembrane transport. Bases 1 to 1581 code for a protein of 526 amino acids.